Neopelma chrysocephalum (saffron-crested tyrant-manakin) is the source of this 2017-nucleotide messenger RNA. RefSeq names its product STAM binding protein like 1 (gene STAMBPL1). NCBI's taxonomy places the organism in Eukaryota, Metazoa, Chordata, Aves, Passeriformes, Pipridae. Bases 409 to 1770 code for a protein of 453 amino acids. Gene Ontology annotation, biological process: protein K63-linked deubiquitination. Gene Ontology annotation, cellular component: endosome; membrane. The transcript has 11 exons. Gene Ontology annotation, molecular function: protein binding; metal-dependent deubiquitinase activity; K63-linked deubiquitinase activity. The record is from RefSeq and is a predicted model, not a curated record.
GGCCACGCCGCUCGCCCGGCGCGGCGCAGGCUCCUCCCUUCGCCCCGCACCGUAACCCGGGCGGCUGCGGCGGCGCAAGGCUUGGCUCGGCUCGGCGCCGCCGGCACCUGCCGCCCUGCCCGCCGCUCCCGCGCACGGCGCCCGGGGCUCCGCGUCCCGGCGGGGCGAGGCCGGCGGAGCAGAGGGAAGAGGAGGAGGAGGAGGAGGCCCAGGCCGCCCCGCCGCUCCUGCCUCCCCCCGCCCCGCGCUUUGUCCGCGGCAGCCGCCGCGGCGCCGCUCACGCGGAUGCCGGACCCGCACACAACCACAAUCAACAUAUCUAUUUUCAAGUUUCCCUUGGGCUAUUAAACCCUGAGACAUCUGGUUGCAAAUAUUGAGCGCUGGAUUGAUACUGCCCUUUUCAGUCAGAUGGAGACUUUGGAGGAAAAGAGCAAUCUCCUUGGUUUGCAGGCAGACAACAGCAUGGAACAACCAUUCACUGUCAGCUCAUUGAAAAAGCUAGUAGCUAUUCCUGACCACACAGACAUCUCUGUGACUCCAGAAGAGAGAGUACGUGCCUUAAGCAAACUUGGCAGCAAUAUCACAAUCAAUGAAGAUAUCACUCCACGCCGUUACUUUAGAUCUGGAGUAGAGAUGGAGCGAAUGGCGUCAGUGUACAUGGAGGAGGGCAACCUGGAGAACGCUUUUGUUUUUUAUAAUAAGUUCAUAACAUUAUUUGUAGAAAAGCUGCCCAGUCACCGAGACUAUCACCAAUGUGCAGUACCAGAAAAACAAGAUAUUAUUAAGAAAUUGAAGGAAGUUGCAUUUCCACGGACAGAUGAAUUGAAAAGAGAUCUUUUAAAAAAAUACAACUUAGAAUACCAGGAAUACAUGCAAAAAAAAAACAAAUGUAACACUGAAAUUCUGAAGAAAUUAGAGCAUCAAAAGCUAAUAGAGGCAGAGAAGAAACGAAUUGCACAUAUGAGGCAACAGCAGCUUGAAUCAGAACAGUUUCAAUUCUUUGAGGAUCAGCUUAAGAAGCAAGAACUAGCUCGAGAUCAGAAAAUCAAAGAGAGUGUGGCUAUGUCUGAACAGAUAGACGGCAGUAUGCUAUCUUGUAUUUCUGUACCAGAGAACAAUUCCCUAUCUACUGCAGUGCUUGAGAAAAAAGAGAGGAGCGGCACAUCUGGCUGUGCUGGACAUUCACCUCCAGUAAACCGGGUCUUAAAGCCAGCUGCAACUCUAAGUGCUGUUCAGACUCAACUGGCUGAAGCGCUCAGAGGUGUCAUUUUGCCCAGGGAUCUCUGUCACAAAUUUCUGCUGCUAGCAGAGGCAAAUACAGUAAGAGGAAUAGAGACAUGUGGAAUUCUCUGUGGAAAACUGACACAUAAUGAAUUUACUAUUACACAUGUAAUAGUGCCAAAGCAAACUGCAGGACCAGACUACUGUGACAUGGAGAACGUGGAAGAAUUAUUUGGUAUUCAGGAUCAGUAUAAUCUCCUCACUUUGGGUUGGAUCCACACACAUCCAACACAAACUGCAUUCUUAUCCAGUGUUGAUCUUCAUACUCAUUGUUCUUAUCAGCUAAUGUUGCCAGAGGCCAUUGCAAUUGUUUGUUCUCCAAAGCAUAAUGACACCGGCAUCUUCAGACUUACUAAUGCUGGCAUGCUAGAAGUAUCUGCUUGUAAAAAGAAGGGAUUCCAUCCACAUACAAAGGACCCUAGGUUAUUUAAUCCAUGUACCCAUGUGGUUGGGAAAGACAUAAAGAUAAUUGUGCUGGAUCUGAGGUGAUACGGAUGGAUGAUAUUGAUGUUGUUCUACAAAAGGCCAAAACAGAAAAAUGGAUUCCUGUUUUUCCUACAUUUUCAGAAAUUACUUUUAUAUUUAUACAUUUUAGAUUGAAUGGUUUGAUAUUUAUUGCUGUAGCCUGUUUUGGAGUUAUUUUGUUGCUCUGUCAAGGUGGUCUUCAGUGGCAUUACCCCUGAAUCUGUAAACAACCCUCACCUAUAAAACACAAUAAAAUGAACUUCAAACAACA